Guillardia theta CCMP2712 is the source of this 1039-nucleotide messenger RNA. RefSeq lists its product as hypothetical. Gene Ontology annotation, cellular component: cytoplasm; membrane. Gene Ontology annotation, biological process: phosphatidylinositol phosphate biosynthetic process; phosphatidylinositol-mediated signaling. Lineage: Eukaryota; Cryptophyceae; Pyrenomonadales; Geminigeraceae. The record is from RefSeq and is a predicted model, not a curated record. The transcript is spliced from 8 exons. The coding region runs from base 28 to 864 and encodes 278 amino acids. Gene Ontology annotation, molecular function: 1-phosphatidylinositol 4-kinase activity.
GAACCUUGGGCGUUGAAGAAGCUCAAGAUGAGGAGGCAGUCGCGUCUUGGAAGACAUCCGUCCUGGUCACUGCAUGCUGUUAUCGUCAAGUCAGGAGAUGAUCUUCGGCAAGAGCAAUUUGCAAUGCAGAUGAUUGAAGAGAUCAAGGAGAUCUGGGAGGAAGAUAAACUACAUCUUCGUCUGAAACCUUACAAGAUCGUCUCUGUGUCGGAGAACUCGGGGCUGAUGGAGAUGAUCCCGGACACGGUCUCCCUUGCUGCUGUCCGUCGCAAGUACAGCAAGUACACAUCCCUUGCAAACUUCUACCGUGAGGCUUUCGGGGAAGAAGGGACUCUCUCCCGCAUCAACGCUCAGCAAAACUUCGUCAGGAGCAUGGCAGCAUAUUCUGUUAUCUGCUACAUCCUCAAGGUCAAAGAUCGGCACGAUGGAAACAUUCUGUUGCAGAGGGAUGGGGGAAUCGUACAUGUUGACUACGGUUACAUGAUGGGGAAGUACAUGAAUGGCGUCGUUGAGGUUGAACGCGCUCCGUUCAAGCUGACUCGGGACCAUGUGGAGACCAUGGGAGGAGAGCUGAGUGCGAACUUUCUUUCCUACAUCUCCCUGUGCAUUCAGGGGCUGCAGAGUCUUCGCAAAAAUGGCAAGAGGUUAACGUCUUUGGCCAAGGGGAUGCUGUUUUCAGACACCAGACUUGGUUCGAGCCUGCAGUGUCUGAGCCAGCGGGAGGUGCUCGAGCUGGAGGAGCGGCUGGGCACGUCUCAAUCCGAAAAACAGCUCGUCGAGAAAUUCAUCACCUUGCAGAGUCAAGCGCUCGGGAGUUGGUCAACCACGGCCUACGAUCUUCUGCAGACGUUUAUCGGGACCUGAGGUUAUGGAGCGGCAGUGAAGAUUGAAGUGAACAACCAGCCGUUGACUUCAGAGUUGCUCCUGUUCAUGUUCUCCUCUUUCUUCUUUGCUCCAUCCCCUCUGCCCUCUACCCUCUCGUUCUUUUGUUCUCUGCUCUCUUCAUUUUUGUACAAAUCUCUCUUUGUAUGAAUCUCUC